Messenger RNA from Aplysia californica (California sea hare), 1823 nucleotides. RefSeq names its product transcription factor CP2. NCBI's taxonomy places the organism in Eukaryota, Metazoa, Mollusca, Gastropoda, Aplysiida, Aplysiidae. The transcript has 17 exons. Gene Ontology annotation, cellular component: nucleus. Gene Ontology annotation, molecular function: DNA-binding transcription activator activity, RNA polymerase II-specific; RNA polymerase II cis-regulatory region sequence-specific DNA binding. Bases 117 to 1679 code for a protein of 520 amino acids. Gene Ontology annotation, biological process: regulation of transcription by RNA polymerase II. The record is from RefSeq and is a predicted model, not a curated record.
UGUGCUUGCCACCAGCGCCAUUUGCCAGUGUUGAUGUUUGGUACCUUGUGUGUGUGCCACAAACCACAGACCGUAUCUGGGGCCUGGUUCUUUGACAGCCUUGACGGUCACAAGGCAUGCUACAUUCAUCUGACGGUCUUCAUCAUGGGUAUAGCUGGUCUGAGGAGACUGGGGGUGGUGCAGGUAAACGUACAAAGAUGUACCACUCCACCCCAACGGCAACAACCCAGCCGAGCUCAAUGAGUACCUGGGACAUCGACGGUGGCCUUGCUGCCGACUUCGAUGGCUCGCUGUCUGGCCUUGGCACAGAGCUGGGUACAGCCAGUUACAAUAUGAGUGAGGCUUUGCUUGCACUACCAGUCUUCAAGCAGGAAAAUCUUGAAAAUGGGUUUCAAUAUAUUCUUGGAGCCGCGACCUCCCCAGCUGUGAAAAUGAAUGAGGAAACUUUGACUUACUUGAAUCAAGGCCAGUCCUAUGAAAUCAAACUGAAAAAACUGGGAGACUUGUCCGAACUUCAAGGCAAGUUCCUGAGGAGUAUUGUGAAAGUUUUAUUUCAUGACCGGAGGCUGCAGUUCAUGGAGAAAGAGCAGAUUGAUUCGUGGAAGCAGAUGAGGCCCGGGGAGCGUAUCUUAGACAUUGACAUUCCCUUGUCCUAUGGACUUGUCAAUGUGAAUAUCGACCCGGUACGGCUUCACCAGCUGGAGUUCAUCUGGGACCCAACGAAAGAGACGGGUGUGUACGUACGCGUUCACUGCAUCUCCACAGAGUUCACGGCCAAGAAACAUGGAGGAGAGAAGGGCGUGCCGUUCAGAAUACAGAUGGAGACCUACUCCAACACGGAUGAGUCCAAACUCCUGCACGCUGCUUCCUGUCAGAUUAAGGUAUUCAAGCCCAAGGGAGCAGAUCGAAAGCACAAAACUGACCGAGAAAAGAUGGAAAAGAGGUCAGAGCAGGAGAAGGAAAAAUAUCAACCAUCUUAUGAGUGCACGGUUCUGACUGAGGUUCCAAGAGACCAGAUCAUGCAGACUAAUUCCAGUUUCAACAAAAGCCAGUCUCUGUCCAGUAGUUUUGCCGAGCUGAACUGCACUGCCUCUCCAAGCCCUUCCCUCAGCCCCCCACAGCUGGUCAACCCUCAAUCUGCUUCCCUCCCUUUCACGCAGACUCAAACCUCAGAACCCACCGAUGUACUGGCUGGGCCUCUCUCAUCAGAUGCACAGGCUUCCGAAGUAGCCCAGUGGCUUCACUAUCAUCGCUUCUCCAACUACGUACGGGUAUUCCAGAGCUUCUCUGGAGCAGAUUUAUUGCGGCUGAGUCGAGACGAUCUUAUUCAGAUCUGUGGCCUGGCGGACGGAAUACGAUUAGACAACGCGCUGCAGGCACGGAGUAUACGGCCACGUCUGUCCAUUUAUAUAUGUCAGGAACCCGAGUCCAUUUACCACGCUGUGUACAUGGACUCUCUCACCCUGGAGGAGUUCAAGGCCAAACUCUCGUCCCUAUUUGGCAUUCAGACCCAACAGAUCGGGGACAUCUACAUGCAGGGGCCCUCACAGAUCCACAUUCUUCUCACGGAUGAGGUGAUUCAGAAUACACAAGAUCAAGCUCGCUUUGUUGUGGAAGGAAUGAAAGAUGAAAGUGGUGACAAGUACAAAAUUCUCCUUAAAACCGUCGGAGAUCGAUAGUGAAGCGCAGCACGGGAGACUGUUGAGGGAAACCAGGCAAAAGUUGGGUCUGCCGACGUGGAUCAACGCUGUAUGAACAGAGAAACAGAUACUGUGUGUGUGUGUGUGUGUUGGGGGGGGGGGAGGGGAGAGAGAGAGAGAGAG